UCCCCGAGCCUAUAAAUAUGGAAUCCGCUGCAGUUGACGUUAGGAAUUGUCAAGAGACAAGCGAAUUAAAAAGCGAUACUGAGCAUUACUCUACUUACCUGCGAGUAUCUUAGUGCUGUUAUUUGUGUAUAUCGUGAUUGCUGAAUUGAGUUUCUGUUAAAGAGUGCAAGUUGUUAUUGUUUGAAGACUGAACGUUUGUUUACAAACAAAGUACGUUCUGCUGUUAACUGAUUGUGGACAUCAAGCUACCAGAGUUUACCUUCGAAGAAACUGUUUUCUCCGGAAUGCCAUCUUCAAAAGCACCAGCAAUUGGCAUCGACUUGGGAACGACUUAUUCCUGUGUCGGUGUUUUCCAGCAUGGAGCUGUUGAAAUAAUCGCCAAUGAUCAAGGCAAUCGCACAACUCCAAGUUACGUGGCUUUCACUGAGACCGAGCGCCUCAUCGGCGAUGCUGCCAAAUCUCAAGUUGCCUUGAAUCCUGAAAAUACAGUCUUCGAUGCCAAGAGGCUCAUCGGCAGGAAGUACGAUGACCCAAAGAUCCAGCAAGACAUAAAGCACUGGCCUUUCAAAGUCGUAAAUCAUGGAGGAAAGCCAAAGAUUUCUGUAGAAUUCAAAGGGGAACGCAAGCUCUUCAACCCUGAGGAGAUAAGUGCCAUGGUAUUGACGAAAAUGAAAGAGACUGCUGAAAUGUAUUUAGGCCAGAAAGUGACUGAUGCAGUAAUUACAGUUCCUGCAUAUUUUAAUGAUUCUCAAAGACAAGCUACUAAAGAUGCUGGAAAAAUUGCUGGAUUGAAUGUAUUGAGGAUAAUUAACGAACCGACUGCUGCUGCCCUUGCAUAUGGACUUGAUAAGAAUCUACAUGGAGAGAAGAAUGUUCUCAUCUUUGAUUUGGGCGGAGGAACUUUCGACGUGUCUGUUCUGACCAUCGAUGAAGGGUCUCUGUUUGAAGUACGUUCAACGGCUGGCGACACCCACCUUGGUGGAGAAGAUUUUGAUAAUAGAAUGGUAGCACAUUUUGUGGAAGAAUUUAAACGUAAACACAGGAAAGACCUUAGAUCUAGUCCAAGAGCUUUAAGAAGAUUGAGAACUGCUUGUGAAAGAGCUAAGAGAACUCUGUCCAGCAGUGCCGAAGCAAGCAUUGAAAUUGAUGCUUUGUUUGAAGGUAUAGACUUUUAUUCCAAGAUAAGUCGAGCAAGAUUCGAAGAAUUGUGUAUGGACCUCUUCCGUUCUACCUUGGAACCUGUCGAACGUGCCCUCAAAGAUGCUAAGCUUGAUAAGAGUAGUAUCCAUGAUGUAGUUCUUGUAGGUGGUUCUACUCGCAUUCCAAAAAUCCAAAAGAUGCUUAAAGACUUCUUCAACGGUAAAGAGUUAUGCAUGUCUAUCAAUCCCGAUGAAGCAGUUGCUUAUGGUGCUGCAGUUCAAGCAGCCGUUUUGACUGGAAGCACGGAUGAAAAAAUCCGAGAUGUGCUUCUUGUAGACGUUGCUCCUCUUUCCCUUGGCAUCGAAACAGCUGGUGGAGUCAUGACAAAAAUUAUAGAAAGAAACUCCCGCAUUCCAUGCAAAACUUCCCAGACAUUCACCACUUAUUCCGACAAUCAACCUGCUGUCGACAUUCAAGUGUAUGAAGGAGAACGGGCCAUGACAAAAGACAAUCAUCUACUUGGCAGGUUCCAGCUUUCUGGAAUACCACCUGCUCCCAGAGGAGUACCUCAGAUCGAAGUUACCUUUGAUCUGGAUGCUAAUGGAAUCUUGAAUGUAUCAGCCAUGGAUAAGAGCUCGGGUAACUCUCGUAGCAUUCGCAUCACCAACGACAAGGGUCGUUUGUCCAAAGAGGAGAUAGAAAGGAUGCUGAAUGAAGCAAAGCAGUAUGAACGAGAAGAUGCAGAGCAACGGGAAAGAGUUCAGGCUAGGAAUUCUCUUGAAAGCUAUGUGUAUUCUGUGAAACAGGCAGCUGACUCUGCAAGCGACGACCGUUUGUCAGCAUCUGACAAAGCAAAAGUGAAACAGAGCUGUGAUACUAUCAUCCAGUGGUUGGAUAAUAACACGUUAGCAGAGAAAGAGGAAAUUGAACACAAAAUGAAAGAAGUGCAAUCUGAAUUGUCUCCUAUCAUGAUGAAACUUCAUCAGGGUGGACAACAGAACAUGGGUAGCAGUCAGUCUGCGAAUGCCAGUACCGGACCAACUAUUGAGGAAGUGGACUAAGGCUAGUAAGCUAAUUUAAUUUUAAAUGUUUGUAGUAAUAUGAACAAAAUUAUCACCUGUAAUAUUUUCAUAAUGGACUGUGAUUGUAUGUAAUAAUGUAUGUUAAACAUCUGUUGUUCCUAACAUUUGCAGAAUGUUGCAUUAAUGUGUUUUAUGAUGGACUGUGAUUGUAUAUACUAGUAUAUGUUAAAUAUCUGUUAUUCCAAAUGUUUGCAGAAUGUUCCAUUGAUGUGUUAUAUUUAUUAAAUUAUGCU
Molecule: messenger RNA, 2455 nt
Organism: Argiope bruennichi
Lineage: Eukaryota; Metazoa; Arthropoda; Arachnida; Araneae; Araneidae
Product: heat shock protein 70 B2-like
Exons: 1
Coding region: 285-2201 (638 amino acids)
Biological process (GO): cellular response to unfolded protein; protein refolding
Cellular component (GO): cytoplasm
Molecular function (GO): ATP binding; misfolded protein binding; ATP-dependent protein folding chaperone
Source: RefSeq, a predicted model, not a curated record